This is a messenger RNA of Desarmillaria tabescens, 228 nucleotides long. RefSeq lists its product as uncharacterized. Bases 1 to 228 code for a protein of 75 amino acids. The transcript is spliced from 5 exons. The record is from RefSeq and is a predicted model, not a curated record. Lineage: Eukaryota; Fungi; Basidiomycota; Agaricomycetes; Agaricales; Physalacriaceae.
AUGACUUAUUCCCUCAAAGCCAGACUUGCGACGCUUUUUGUCGUUCUGACCCUUGGGACCGCUCAAGACGCUACUACUAGGACUGGAGGUCUCGGAGUGCCAUGUGGUGAUCUAGCUAGCUUGCCUCCUUGUGCUGUUGGCCUCGUUUGUUGCUUUUACGAGCCUCUCUAUGGAUUGAUUAAAGGUGCAGGAUUCGUUGCGACAAUGGCAAUCCUAUGUGAGGAUUAA